UCACCACUGGAUGGGCGGCGAGGCGCAAAAAGAAAUCAUUUUCUGAACUGCUCGGCUGCACAGCGGGGACGGGGAGUAGCUUGUCAUUGACCGGUGGAGCUGCUUGCUUGCAGGGGUCUUUUCGGUUUGUCCUGGCUGCCGUCGGUGCUUAUGGAUAUGUCUAGCUUAAAGAAGAGGCAGUGAAACAUCUUCUUUUUUUUUUUACAGAAUGGGCUUCGGAGCUCUUUUGUUUGCUGGCGUUUGCUGAUUUCUUUUUCUGUGCUUCAUGUGGUGAAUAAGGCACUGCAAUGAAGAGAGUAAACAGCUUUCAGAGGUUUAUGAACAGACGGGCCUCAGCUAACUGCCGCUACCAGCCCACCUGCUAUGAGCAUGCUGCAAACUGCUACACCCAUGCACUCCUCAUCGUGCCAGCCUUUGUGGGCAUGGCGUUGCUGCAUCGUCUGUCAGACAACGGCUGGGAGAGGAUCACAGCCUGGGUGUACGGAAUGGGUCUCUGUGCCCUCUUCCUGGUCUCCACUGUGUUUCAUAUCAUCACCUGGAAGAAGAGCCACAUGAGGUCCAUGGAACACUGUUUCCACGUGUGUGACAGAGUGGUCAUCUAUUUCUUCAUUGCUGCCUCCUACACACCUUGGUUGAACCUUCGUGAACUUGGCCCUCUGGCAGCACACAUGCGCUGGUUUGUGUGGUUCAUGGCUGCUGCUGGAACCAUAUAUGUUUUCAACUACCAUGAAAAGUAUAAAGUUGUGGAGCUGGCCUUCUACUUGAUGAUGGGCUUUUUCCCUGCAUCAGUCAUAACAUCAAUGAGCAACACGGAGGGCCUCCAGGAGCUGGCCUGCGGUGGACUCAUCUACUGCCUCGGUGUGUUUUUCUUCAAGAGCGACGGCCGCAUCCCCUUCGCCCACGCCAUCUGGCACGUAUUUGUGGCGCUGGCUGCGGCCGUGCACUACUACGCCAUCUGGAAAUACCUCUACAAGGCCCCCAGCGCAGACCCCCUCCACCGGUCGUGACCCCAGCCGAGGCUGCACGCCGGUUCUAUCCGUAUGCUUCUGAGCAGAGGCGCCUGCACACAGACUUCCUCAACUGCCCGCUGAAGCUGCAAACGACACACGUCAAAGUUUACGAAAACAGUGACUAUAGAUUGUUUACUUUUUUCUAGCGUGGAGAACAAAUUUUUCAGCGUCUUCCUUACAAACAAAAGCUGUUUUGUACGACUUAAGUCUUAAAAAAAAAAAAAAAAAAAAAAAGAAUCUUGACAGCGAGGAAGGGAAUUUAGACUUUUUUUACAAUGAACCCUGGCACAUUCAUGAGUAUUUGAGAAAUUUGAUAACAGGUUUUUUUUGUACCGCUUGAAGUGAGUCACAUUCCACAUUGGAGUCAUUUGUCUGUCAAAACCUGGAAAAUAUCAUCCGUCUCAGCUGGUGAUUUUAACACUGGGGAAACGAGUGAGGUGCUAAAAAUCAGCUCUCAUCAGUCGCAGGGCUGGGUAUCGUUUAAAGUUUCUGUACCAGUACCAAAUUUAUACUUUUUGAUACAGUACUUUGCUUAUGAGAAACAAACUUAAAUUAAAAAAAGAAACCAAAGAUUUGAAAAGUUUUCAAAACAUAAACAGCUGUACAAGAAAAAGAGCCACAGUUAAAUAGUUUGGGGUGGUGGCGGGGGGGGGAAAUUAGAUUUUAAUUAUCUAAUAGAUAUUUGACGCCAACUUUUCAUACUCUGAACCAAAAAGUGUUGAGGUAUUAUUCCCAGCCCUGGUCUGUGCUCCGCUGGGGCAUUUUCAAGUUGGUAAGAAAAGAAAGAAAUGAUAAGGAAAAGAUCUGUUUUUGUUUUCCGAUUUCCAUUAUUAGUAUUAUUUUCAUGGGUAUAUAAAUAUAUAUAUAUAUAUAUAUAUAUAUAUAUUUUACCCUUUCUGAUCCCAUCACACACACUCCAGACAAUUGCAUAAUUUUUGGACCAGUAUCCAAAUGCAGUCCUUUUUUAGAGAUCUAGUUUCUCCUUUAAGUUUUUAGCGCCCCCUGCUGGUGUGUGUGUGUGUGCGUGUGUGUGUGUGUGUGUGCGUGUGCGUGUGCGUGUGCGUGUGUGUGUGUGUGUGUGUGUGUGUGGGAUUUUGUUAAUGAGCCAUAUGAGAAAAUCAAUUCAGGCAACGUGAGAGAACUUUUGUCCCCCUACUUUCUUAAAAAUGUGAACAUUGUGCAGUAAAGUGUCUAUGCUGGAUCUUUGUACUGUAGUUCAGAAAUACAUUUCUCUCUCUGUGUUUUUGGCGUGCACCACUAGGACAAAAUGUUUCCUGUCUGUUUUUUGAAACGGGUUUGAUCAGUGGAGAAACUUCCAUGUUCAUGUUUUUGUCUCAUGCUGUUGGUUUUGUAAAUUAGCUUAAUGGCCCCCGAUUCCUAACAUUCCCUUUCCCUCUCAGUGAUGUAUGAAGCUGAAUGAUUGCAUAUUUCUUGGUUUUGGCUCUUGUUGAAAUGAUUUCCUGAACCACUGUGUUUUGUAAUGCCUGUAUAUUCUGUUCGUUUUGUUGAUUACGUGAUCCUGGCCUUUGCGGGGGGGAAGAGAACCC
Molecule: messenger RNA, 2557 nt
Organism: Etheostoma spectabile (orangethroat darter)
Lineage: Eukaryota; Metazoa; Chordata; Actinopteri; Perciformes; Percidae
Gene: mmd
Product: monocyte to macrophage differentiation-associated
Exons: 8
Coding region: 288-1007 (239 amino acids)
Cellular component (GO): membrane
Molecular function (GO): pore-forming activity
Source: RefSeq, a predicted model, not a curated record